GUUGGCAUCGGGGUGGGAUCAACUGAAGGAGUUCCUGCUGGCGGAGGGGCUAGCGUAUUACCAGCAGGUCCCACCGAACCAGAUGGGCAUCGACAUUCGGAACCGCAGCGGUUCGUUAGUGAACCCUGCGCGGGCUCACAAUUUAGGCGCGAAGAUUUGCGCCCAGGGCUUCGUCUUGGCCAAGACGGCUGCAGCCACUGCCUUCGAGGCCCCGCAGGGGGCGCAGUUGGAAGAGACCGCGAUGGCGAACGACCGCCUUUCGCGGCUCAGCGGGGGUCGGUGCCCCCCGCUGGACUCAUUGCGGUAUACGUCAGUGGGCGGCUCCCACACGAACGUCUUCCUCCGCUGCGUGCUGGCCAAGGCGCCGACCACAGUGAAGGCGCUGGCAGACUCUCGGGGCAACAUCGAUUCCGAAAAGCUGCGCGGGUUGCAUCCGCAACUUGCGACGGCAGUCAAAAAGGGCCUGACGUGGUUGAUCAUCAAGCACGCGGUGGCCAAAGUGAAGGGCCUCAAGAACUUCGUGCAGAGGGCUUUGAACGCCGACGUCAGGGAGGCGGUUCACGAGACCGAGAUCAUUCGGUCAGGUGGGCGGAUGCUCUUGGCACACAGCCUCGCUGAGGGUUCCAGCAAGCCCGAUUGGCGCGACAUCGCCGAGCAAGCGGGCCACGCGAACCCACCUUGCAAGGCGUGGAUCGCUGACUUGUGCAAGUUUGUUGAGCUCGGGCCACAAAACGGAGAACUUCUCCGUGAAAUAGAUGAAGCCCUCAAGACCUUCACGAAUGUGGACGUCUCGGGGCAAACUUUGAUGUGCGGCUCUGAAUUUUGGCGCAAGUUGAAUUCGAUUAAAUGGGGGAAGCACCAGGAGUCGCACCCGCAUGUCGUAGCGGCGCUCGUGAAGGCCAACUAUUCAGGCGAGCACGUGGUGGCAAACGAGAUCGUCCACGUCGCGUCCCGCAAGGCGGACGUGGCUGCGGCCGACAAUCUCAUGGCCGACGCAAGGUCGCUCGUGAAGAGGUUGGAUAUCGGAGCGGAGCAGGGCUUCUUGCACAUCACAAAGUUGGAUGUCCGCUGUGCCAUGUACCUGGUGAAGAAGCGAGCGCCAGGAGACCGCACUUUCGGAUGCGUAGCAGAUAUAGCACAGGUCUUCCUCCAUGAGCUCGGGGAGCCAGCCCAGCUGCAGAUGAAGAGCUUGGGGGUCGAGUUCGGCAAGGCGGUGCAGACCGACAAGCAAGGCGAUGGCGCGCCCGAGUUCCCAGCGAGCGCCGAUGCAGACGCGCCGCGCUUGGCAGCGUCGUCGGCCGCUGAGUUGAAGAGCAACGUCUUCCGCAUGCGGCGUGCAGGGUUCGACGUGGGGAAGCACAUCGUCCAGAAGAAGGAGGUGGAUGACGUCUUCGAGGUGCUCUCCAUCUCGGAGAAUGGGAUCACCGCUCAGAAGAAGUUGCACGGCGACCUGGUGGGCGAAGAGAUCUCCAUUGCGUGGCUGCACGGGCGGAUUGAAGUAAACAUAUUGCUCGAGAAUUACAAGUUGACGUCCAGGGUGCAGGAGCAGUUGCCGUUCACGAAGGAACACUUGCCGCCAGCCCACGAGGGUUGGGCGAUGGACGCGUUCAAGGGGGCAUGCAACAUGGCGCUGCGGCUCCAAGCGCUGAAGUACCAGGCGAACAUUUUGCACUUGGAGAUCCUGCAGGACCCACCUGCCGUGCGCUGCAAGCGAGCGUUCAAAGUGGGUGAGCUCGUCAGACUUGUGCUUCCGCAAUCGUCCGCGCCCCCCUCCGACGACGCCGCGCUGCAGCGCUGCGCUGGGCACGAGGUAGCGAGUGGUCGCAUUUCAGCCUCGUCCACGCGGGUCAGCACGGGCUGCGUUGCGGAGAGCAUCUCGUUGGGGAAGGUUGGCCUCUACGAGUUCUUCGUGGGCCCGCAGUUCGCAGGGCCCCCCGCUGAGGGGUCGCGGGGCCCCGACGCCUUUGUCAGCCCCUUCUGGGUGGUGGCAAAGUCCGACUCAGAGCCAAACAUGGAGCUCCGAAAGGAGACCGUGACGUUCGGGACAGGCGUCAACAAGGUGCAGGUGGGGGUGCCCCAGAUGCAUAACACUUGCGCCCUGUCCGCGGGCGACUUCCCGGUGGUGAAGCCGUGGCCGCGGCUGCAGCCGCGGCCAGCCAAGAAGCUCAGGGCGGCCUGA
Molecule: messenger RNA, 2179 nt
Organism: Prorocentrum cordatum
Lineage: Eukaryota; Dinophyceae; Prorocentrales; Prorocentraceae
Source: the annotation of a GenBank genome assembly